AUCUAUAAAUUCUUCCUCCAAUGAAAAUCGCUGUAACAUAAGUAUGCGAAAACUGACGUCAGAAAGAAUGGCUGCCUCCAUAGAUCAACAAACUAAUGCCAUUUGUGAUCGAUUUAAAAUCCAAUCGCUAACAGAAAAACAAUACAAAACUAUAACGGCUAUAGAAAAUGGAAAAGAUGUGUUUACGAGCACCAAAACCGGUAGUGGAAAAUCGCUAAGCUACGAAUACUUCCCAGUCCUGCACCCAGGAAAAUGCGUGUUGAUCAUAGCCCCCCUGAUUAGUAUUAUGAAAGAGCAGUGCGAAAAAUUGCAAAAUCUGGGCUUUAAGGCGUCAUACAUUGGAAAAGACUUACAAGAUACAGAUUUACUUGAACAGGGCUUGUAUGAUUUUGUGUUUGGAAGCCCCGAGGUCUUCCUCAAUAACAGCAAGUGGAGAACUAUAUUGAAGUCGGACAUCUACCAGAUUAAGUUGCAGUUAAUAGCAGUUGAUGAAGCUCAUACGGUUACACAAUGGGGAGAGGGAGACAAGGAAGAGGAGCCCUUCAGAGAGGCAUUUGCUCACAUUGGAGAAUUGAGAUCACUGUGCCCCAAAGCAUCUUUACUUGCCCUUACUGCAACAUCUGGGCCAAGUCAACGAAGGAAAAUUAUGAAAAUGUUAUGUUUUAGUGCAAACUCUGAAGUUAUAUUAGAUUCACCAGAUCGAGAAAAUAUUAAGUUAACAUCAUUGUGUAUUCCAAAUUCAGAUAAUUUAGAAAAAGUAUUCCAUUGGUUGAUUGAUAUAUUGAAGACCCAAAAGGCAAAAGCUGAGCGACACAUUAUUUUUUGUGAAAGUAUUGCAGAUGUUUCCAAGAUCUACACAACAUUUGUUAAACAUUUUGGCAAUGACUGUCAACAUUUUGAAAUGUUUCAUAGUAAAACAGAUGAGAAAGUGAAAGAAAUCAUUUCGAAGGACAUGAACGUAGAUGGUAAUAUUCGGGUGCUGAUCUGUACAAAUGCGGCUGGCAUGGGGGUGAAUUUCCACAAUGUACACCAUGUUAUCCAUUACAAACUACCUAGGAAAUUGGAUACAUUUGUUCAGCAGAUGGGGAGAGUAGGACGUGAUGGACAGUUCUCAGAUGAACUGAUAUUGUAUAAAACAAAUAAUAAUCACCUUAAAAAAGUGGAAAUUGAGAUGGUACGUUUGGCUAAAGAUGACAGUAAAUGUAGACAUGAAAUCCUUUGUGAAGCCUAUCUAUUACCUAGCAAGAAAAUAUUACCAUUACACGACUGCUGUGAUGUCUGUGAAAGUAAAUGCGAGUGUAAAAGUGAUCUUUGUCCUCGAACACAUGAAGGUGUAAGGAUAAAAAAAGAAGACAAUUCAUCAUCAGACCUUGAGGAUGAAAUGACAAGAUUUGUUAAUGACAGAGAGAAACAACUAAUUCAUGAUAAACUACUGUUCUAUAAAUCACAAAUGUCCACUGCUGAUUGUAUUGUGAAAUUUGAAGUACUACAUGGACUGACAAAUGAAGUUAUUCAAAAGAUAGUAACAAACAGUAAUUCAAUAUUUACACCUGAUGAUGUAAUGAGAAAAUAUCCAAUUUGGUCAAUGGAUACUGCUACUGCCGUUAGUGAAAUUAUUUCCGAUGUUGUUGGUGAUUUGGAUAUGUAUAAUUUAGCCGAAGACUCUGAAGUAGAGUCUGAUUGAUGUAUUAAAUAAAUAUGCAUAUCAAAUAAAUCUUGUGAACUUGGUUUA
This is a messenger RNA of Ostrea edulis (European flat oyster), 1732 nucleotides long. Its product is annotated as ATP-dependent DNA helicase RecQ-like. The record is from RefSeq and is a predicted model, not a curated record. Gene Ontology annotation, cellular component: cytoplasm; chromosome; nucleoplasm. Gene Ontology annotation, molecular function: nucleic acid binding; 3'-5' DNA helicase activity; ATP binding. Gene Ontology annotation, biological process: double-strand break repair via homologous recombination; telomere maintenance. NCBI's taxonomy places the organism in Eukaryota, Metazoa, Mollusca, Bivalvia, Ostreida, Ostreidae. The transcript is spliced from 2 exons. The coding region runs from base 44 to 1684 and encodes 546 amino acids.